AAAUUGAAGUUGUUUCUCUUUGGAAGAGUCUGAAAAGUCAUGGCUAAAAGCGCUUUGGAAUCCUUAAACAAUGGUUUUGGACCGAUAUCCAAUCUUCGCUCAAAAAGAUGGAGAAAAAUAGCUUCAGUUGCAGUUAUUUUGUUAUUCUACAUUUGUUACGGUGUCAACAAAAUCCUGACGACAAGUGUUUCAUUAACCAGAGCUUUUGAUCUAGAAGAUCUUGUUAUCGGUUGUGGUGUACUGUCCGCAGCCAUGUUUGGUGAAAUAAUUCGACGGCUUUGUUUAUAUGCUGAAGAAUGCCAUCACUCUGAUACUAGAUAUAUGGGAUCAAAAAGAAAAGCUUUAGAAGCCUGUCUUUGUUUAUCAAAACUACCUAAGCUUACUUUAAUGUUGUUUACGUUAGCAACGUCGGUUAUAAUGUAUUCUUGGAUAUCGCAUGAUAAACCUGCAAGCACUUAUCCGCUUCAAUUGUACCUAAUAACCGCCAUACUGGGCUCCGUAUGUACUGAUCUAUUAAGCGUAAAGCCACCAACCAAAGUUGAAAUUUCAGAUUUGAAUGAAUCCCAAAAUAAACACGUUUCAGACGGUUUAGCUUGGAGCUAUUACUUUGGUUACUUGAAGCUAAUUCUACCAAGAUGGGAUGGAAUUUUUGAACGGGCUAGAGGAGAAGGAUUUCAAAUUGAGAGCGAUGAGGCCGACGAAGAAGGCGAGAAAACUGAUAUCCGUGAUUUGAUUACAGAUCAAAGAUUGUUUAUCUUUUUACCUAAGGAUGGCUAUUGUUACGACCCAUUUGAAAAAGUGGACAAAAGAAUCAAGUUCAUCCAAACCAUGCCAGACCAAAAGAUCGCCCGUGGAGGAGUACAGGAAAGAAUCUACAAGAAUAGCUUGUACCGAAUCAGCAUGGAGGAUGGCAGAAAGAUGUAUGUUAUGAUGGAAUACGCUACUCCUUUGCUGUCCAUGUAUGAUAUGUCGAUGGAGAGCCGGGCAGCCUUCAGCGAGGAAAACAGAGAAGAGCAAGUUGUGGAGUUUUAUUCAAAGUUGAAAGAGAUCCUUGAUCAUGACAGCGAAUGCAAAGGAAAGUUUAAACUAGUCUUGACCUCUCGCGGUGCUACUAAAGAUAAACCAAAGCUUGCCGACAUGAUUUUAGAAGCGAUAUCAGAAGUAACAGAAGUCAGUGCUGAGUAAUGCUUACUUUUGGAAGUAUUGAUCAUGUAAAUAAAACGAAACAAGGAUAAAAUUAAUAACUUCAAAAUAUUGAAAACUUGAACUAAGAAAGAGCUUUACAAAAAAUAAUUUAAGAAUUUUUUGUUUUUGUUUACACACCUUUUGUUUAACAAAAGAGCUGUUGUUUUUAACGUGAAAUCUCAGCCUGAUAUUCUUAUAAGCAUAUUCUUAUAAAUAAGAGCUUGUAGAACUUUUUGUGCCAUAUUGAUAUUGUACAAUAUAAGGUUUAAUUUUUGCUUUGAGGUGCAAAAUGUAUUUCGAGGAUGUCCACCGUCUUGAAUAUUAACAUUAAGCUACAAGUAUGUUAUUACGAGUGCAAAUGGUUUUCAAGAAUGAAAUGGGGAUAUUUUAAACAAUUUAACCAACUGAAAUCGUGACCUGUAUAUAUUUUGUAUAGUUUUAUAAAGCUAGCAAUGAAGGAAAAGAUACUAUAAAAAAAGUUUUAUAUCUGGUAA
Hydractinia symbiolongicarpus is the source of this 1679-nucleotide messenger RNA. RefSeq names its product stimulator of interferon genes protein-like. Gene Ontology annotation, molecular function: cyclic-di-GMP binding; 2',3'-cyclic GMP-AMP binding. Gene Ontology annotation, cellular component: endoplasmic reticulum membrane; autophagosome. Lineage: Eukaryota; Metazoa; Cnidaria; Hydrozoa; Anthoathecata; Hydractiniidae. Gene Ontology annotation, biological process: positive regulation of macroautophagy; activation of innate immune response; autophagosome assembly. The coding region runs from base 40 to 1185 and encodes 381 amino acids. The transcript has 2 exons. The record is from RefSeq and is a predicted model, not a curated record.